Aethalodelphis obliquidens (Pacific white-sided dolphin) is the source of this 1563-nucleotide messenger RNA. RefSeq names its product cytochrome P450 family 2 subfamily W member 1 (gene CYP2W1). Lineage: Eukaryota; Metazoa; Chordata; Mammalia; Artiodactyla; Delphinidae. Gene Ontology annotation, biological process: xenobiotic metabolic process. Gene Ontology annotation, cellular component: intracellular membrane-bounded organelle; cytoplasm. Gene Ontology annotation, molecular function: iron ion binding; heme binding; oxidoreductase activity, acting on paired donors, with incorporation or reduction of molecular oxygen, reduced flavin or flavoprotein as one donor, and incorporation of one atom of oxygen. The record is from RefSeq and is a predicted model, not a curated record.
AUGGUGCCCCAGGAGACAGGCCCCGGGGGUGGGUGGGGCUCCCCGGACGCAUAUAAGGCACAGGGCGGCCGGGAGGGGAGCUGGGGCCUCGCCACCGCCGUCCUCAAGGCCCUGCUGCUCCUGGGGCUCUGGGGGCUCCUCCGCACCUGCACUCACACCCCCUCCCCGGCCCCCCGCUGGCCCCCGGGGCCGUGCCCGCUGCCCCUCGUAGGCCUACAUUUGCUGUGUGUGGCACAGCAGGACCAGUCGCUGAUGGAGCUCGCGGAACAGUAUGGGCCGGUGUUCGCUGUCCAUCUGGGGCGCCAGAAGACGACGGUGCUGACCGGCUACGGUGUGAGGGAGGCCCUGGUGGGCACCGGACAGGAGCUGGCCGGCCGGCCCCCCAUCGCCAUCUUCCAGCUCAUCCAGGGAGGUGGCGGCGUCUUCUUCUCCUCCGGGUAGUGCUGGAGGGCCGCCCGCCAGCUCACCGUGCGCACCCUCCGCGGCCUGGGCGUGGGGAGGGCGCCCAUGGCCGACAAGGUCCUGCAGGAGCUGAGGUGCCUCACGGCGCAGCUAGACAGCUACGGAGGCCGGCCCUUCCCACUGGCCCUGCUCGGCUGGGCUCCCUCCAACAUCACCUUCAUGCUCCUCUUUGGCCAGCGGUUCGACUACCGGGAUCCCGUGUUCGUGUCCCUGCUGGGCCUCAUCGACGAGGUCAUGAUCCUCUUGGGGACGCCCGGCCUGCAGCUGUUCAACAUCUACCCUUGGCUCGGGGCCCUCCUCCAGCUGCACCGGCCCGUCCUGCGGAAGGUGGAGGCGGUGCGGGCCAUCCUGAGGAACCUCCUGGAGGCACGGCGGCCCCCCGCGCCUGGGCGAGGGCCUGUGCGGAGCUACCUGGACGCCCUGAUCCAGCAGGGCCAGGGGAAAGACCCCGAGGGCCUGUUUGCUGAGGCCAACGUGGUGGCCCGUGCCCUGGACAUGGUCAUGGCUGGCACGGAGACCACCUCCGCCACGCUGCAGUGGGCCGCCCUCCUGAUGGGCAAGCACCCGGCGUGCAGAGGCCGGGUGCAGGAGGAUCCGGACCGAGUGCUGGGGCCCGGGCGGCCCCCCUGGCUGGAGGACCAGCGCUCCCUGCCCUACACCAACGCCGUGCUGCAUGAGGUCCAGUGCUUCAUCACCCUCCUGCCCCACGUGCCGCGGUGCACAGCCUCCGACACCCAGCUGGGCGGCUACCUGCUCCCCAAGGGAACGCCUGUGGUGCCCCUCCUGAGCUCCGUGCUCCUGGACAAGACGCAGUGGGAGACCCCCCCGCCAGUUCAACCCGGGCCACUUCUGGACGCCGACGGGCGCUUCGUGAAGCGGGCGGCUUUCCUGCCUUUUUCUGCAGGCUGCCGCAUCUGCGUCGGGGAGAGCCUAGCCAGGUCGCAGCUGUUCCUGCUGUUCUCAGGCCUCCUGCAGAGGUACCGCCUGCUGCCCCCACCCGGCCUCAGCACCGCCACCCUGGGCACCAUGCCCGCCCUGGCCUUCACCACGCGGCCGCAGGCCCAGGCCCUGUGUGCGGUGCCCAGGCUGCAGGGGCGCUGA